This is a messenger RNA of Patiria miniata (bat star), 3543 nucleotides long. RefSeq lists its product as uncharacterized. The transcript is spliced from 7 exons. NCBI's taxonomy places the organism in Eukaryota, Metazoa, Echinodermata, Asteroidea, Valvatida, Asterinidae. The record is from RefSeq and is a predicted model, not a curated record. Bases 1072 to 1437 code for a protein of 121 amino acids.
GUGUCUUGUAGGCGUCCUCCAUAGUGUACACAGUAUGCAGUCACACAUGGUGAACACACAUACCGCCAUUUCUGGAUCAUUUUCACUAAACUUCUCUCACAUAACUCUGAACUAAGAGGUUGUACCAUGUGUGGAGACAGUUCUGAUCAGGGAACUUGUUUUAUUGCCGGACUUUUAUCAUCCCUGGUCUUUUAUGGUUGGGUGUGAUGUCGAAAUCUUUCCCGAUUCGAUUUUCACCACCAGCUUGGCCAUUCCCUGACCGCUACUUCUUGGUGCAGUUCCCGUCAGAGCCACGCCCGUUGGUUGUGGCCUAUCGGUCAAUCGUCUGUCCCGGUCUGCUCCAAGCCCCGCAAUUCACCACACCCAACUCCUGGUCUCGGAUGUCGCGGUUCAAGAUCAAGCUCCAUUAUUCAAACACACCUCCUCGUGACUUCUGAACCGUCUCACCAGAUCACUCGAGAUCCGGAUUCCACCGUUAUCAAGUUUCCAGAAACGCAUGUCCCCGGUCGAUCGAAGGGAUACUGAUAUAGGACAUCUCGCCCCGUGGGAACGGUAAAAGCGAAGUGUAUCACACGACAGAAGCGAAGGAGGAAAAAAAACAAGCCUUUCCCAAACCAAGAAAGCUAGUCAGCGCCGUGCUUACAUCUCGUAUCACCGGUGGCGGUGUAGUUACACAACGCAAUCCAUUCGCCUCAGCGUCUUGGGGUUUUUUCUUGAAGGGGAAAUAGCGUGGGACGGACCACAUCUGCUUUGACGCUCUGCCGCACCUCCACGCUGUGCUAUACCACCUAUAGACCUGGGCUUCGGUUGGGCACAUCCGGCCGAGUACACUGCCAGUCGAUAUCGGUACCAUUCUAUAGCUCCUUCACGCCUACAAGCUUGGGUCGAUUUCUUCUCGGCACAUCUUGGCUCGUCAAGUCGCACGUUGCUCGUGUAUACGUUUUGACACCAUCGUCACUGGCGCCCGGACAAUUUACACUGACAGUCUGUUGGUAGAGGUGCGCUUUUUUUUUACCUUCUGACUUGGCGCGGAGACAAGGAACAGUUUCUUGAGUUGCUUGAUCAGAUAGAAUGGGGACAAACGUUUGUGUGCUUGCCUUACUACUGAUGGCGUGUGUGGCUGCUGUGACAUGUACGAAUGCUCGUCCACGUAGAGGCUGUGACACAUUAUGCAAAUUGAAGUCACUCACACACCAGGCCGGCAAGCGAACGAAGUCAGUCGACCGCAAUCAAGGAAGCUACCCUUGGAACCAGGGAGACACUUCGCCAACGUAUACAGCUGACGACAUGACGAAAGAUCCAAAGUCAACGUGUAUAUUCGACGAAGCAUUGAAAAGGAUUUCGCCCAAGUGGCAGGAGCGACUAUUAUCGGUGUUAGAGGGCGCCCUGAUGGAAACCAAGGGGAAGGAAGUUGACGACGGCUCGUUUGGCCUCUGAGGAGCACCGUACACAGUGACGUCAGUGACGUUAAGGACCUUGGCUACAACCUGAUUGGUUCGACCAGAAGGAAUUCAAACAUUAUUUUUAUGAGUAAUGAAUUAUUAUUCAAUAUCGUCCUCAAUAGUACUAAACAAGGUAAAAAAAAAAUCUCGAACACUUGGAAAUUAACGACUAAAAAAAAUUAUUGCUUUUUCCUGAUUAUGUUAAUUUUUAGCCCUUUGAAUCUUUAUCAGUGAAGUCAAAAGGAAAAUUAUUGGGUGUUACAAUAAGAACAUUGAGUUGAUAUCUUUUUGUCAAUGAUUUUUCUUACUAUUUCUCAGAUAUUUGUCAAUAUAUAUUUUCCUGCGGUAUUGCUGGCUUACAUAAUUUCAGUCAUACAAAAUCAUAACAGAGCAGUUAUUUCGCAAGCAGAGUAGAACAUUCUUUACGAAUAAAGCUAUCCACUUUUCCUCCUAGGAAGACGAGUACUAUUGAAAUUUACUCCGUCAUAAAAGAAGUCAAAAAACCUGUAGUGAAACUUAAACAGUUAUUGAAUAAUUAAAUUAAUUUGCACAAAAGCGGGCUUUAAUGUACAUAUUUCAAAAAGGCUAUUUAUGUAAAUAUUUGUUGGUUCUAUUAUUAAAUUAAUGUGAAACACGCGCCUUAAAGUCUGUGUGUUUAUCGUAGUUGAAGAUAUCAGUAUGCUUUUAGUUCCGAAAUAUGAUACAUGAACCUUUUUUGUGAAGCAAGAUCGUUCAGUACCAUUUAACGUCUUAAUUCACAUUUAAACGUAUUAUUAUCUUCACGGGAAUUUAUUAAAAGUAAUGGACAUCAUUUUGCAAGUGUCAUAUCAAAAUGAAACUGUCAAAAUAUCAUGAAAUAUCCUACUUGAUUGUUAGUAAAUAAUAGUAUCAAGCAUCUAGUGAAAUCGUUGCCUCUAAUAUGCUGUCAUUUUUAAGAAAAGAGAAAUUAUCAUCUCUUCCUCACGAUGGUAAGGACCAGGCUAUUGCACUUUCAAUGGGAACCCAUGCUUUUGUGUCGAUCGAGGAAAAUGAAGAUGCAUUUUGACAGUUUUCUCAAAAAUUAUAUCUACUGAGCUGAAAUUUCUACACAGGUUAGUUCUGUUUUAUUAUAAUAAACCUGCUUCAGAUUUAUUGUAUUGUUGUUCCUUGAAUUGGUAGAAACACAGUUUUGGCAGAUGUGGUCCAUCACUUUUAUACAUAUCCCUUGAUAGACUGGCCCAUAAUUAUGUUAAUGAUGGUGGAGAACGUGUGGUGUCCGCGGCAAAGGUGUUAGCAUGGUGUUGAUGCAGAUUGUAUUUGGCCAUCUUCCCCUAUGACCAAUUAGAGUUUUGACGGUAUUAAUUCGUGCCGGUUUCGCAUUAAUGAAGUUGUCGAGAAUUUGUUAUAUAUAUAAUUUUUUUUUUCAAAUUAACGAUCGACUCAACGUAUAUGGCACAUAGUCCAGUCAAUGACGAAGAUCUUUGGCACCUUGCCAACAAACCGAAACUUGUAAUAACCCUCCGAGGCGAUCUCUGUCCCUUAUUAGCCCCAGAAUACAAUAUGAUUUUUUUUUACUCCUAUGAACUCGGCGGGGGGGAAUCUUAUAUGGACUCUAAUCCUCACACGUGACCUUUCAUUGUUCUUAUUAUCUGCUAACCACAGAAUUCCGUGCUUACGAUCACCAUUUUGUGCUAACUGCUUCUAGCAUGAAAACUUAUGUGUUAACCAUGUAAGCACAGAAUCCUUAGUUACGGGAUGUACGCAUGCGCAUAAGCGACAAUUCCUCGCUAAUCCGCGAAAGUUCUUUUACGGGUAGUUAAGACAUCACAGUUAGGGCGGCAAAAAUAAGAAUUGCAUUCUUGAGACUGGCUAACAUCACAGGAAAAAUAAGGGGAAUCGUUGUCUAAGUAAAAAAUCCUUAACGGCAGAACGAUGUACAUGUCUCGGUUUGACGUUUUGAGGAUCCAAGAUGGCGCAUUUGCUAAUUAGCGUGCAGCAGCCACUGCAUUUCGCAUAGAGGUCAGUGGUGUUGUGCCGAAUGUGUGCUCAAAUUUGUAUCCUUGUGGAGACACGCACACAAUAGGGAACAAAACAUUGUAAAGGUCUCCACAAGGCAAUUUCU